AUGCAGCUAUUGCGUGUGGGCGUUGACCAGAAACUUGAUGAUCCAUUUUCCGACCUCCUCGACAACCUCAACAAUCCCCAACCAACUUGCAUUGUCUCGGAUCCUUACAUGACGUUUACGACGGCAGCAGAAAAGUUUGGAAUCCCCAUACUUAUGCUCUCCACCAUCCCUGCAUCCGCCCUUAUGCUUUGCAACCAGCUUUCUUCGGCGAGGGACAAAGGGCUCAUACCACUUAAAGAUGAGAGCUUUCUGACAAAUGGGUAUUUGGAAACGACUGUAGACUGGAUUCCAGGUAUGAAAGACAUCCGUUUGUUAGAUUUCCCGAGGAUUAUUCGAACCACAGAUCCAAAUGACUUUAGGAUUAACAUCGUAAUGGAAGUAAUGGAGAAAGCUACAAAAGCUUCAGGAGUUGUAAUCCAUACAUUUGAUGCCUUAGAGGGAAAAGUUUUGGGUGCUCUGUCACCUUGUUUCCUCAUGUUUAUGCAGUUGGACCACUCCAACUAUUACUCAAUCACUCACCCAAUGACGACCCUUUGAAGUCAGUUGGGUAUAGUUUAUGGAAAGAAGAAGAUGAGUGCCUCCAUUGGCUUGAUUCCAAGCAACCCAAUUCAGUAAUAUAUGUGAAUUCUGGCAGCAUAGCUGUCAUGACCCAACAACAGUUGCUUGAAUUUGCUUGGGGGACUUGCAAACAGCAACUUUCCAUUUUUGUUCAUUGUUAGGCCUGAUGUAGUUAAUGGGGAAUGGGCAAUUUUGCCACCGGAAUUUUAUUUAGAAACUAAAGAAAGAGGUGUAAUAGCUACUUGGUGCCCUCAAGAGGAGGUGUUGAACCACCCAGCCGUCGGGGCGUUCUUAACACACUGCGGUUGGAAUUCAAUGAUUGAAGGCCUGUCGGGGUGCCAUUGCUUUGUUGUCCAUUCUUUGCGGAUCAGCAAAUAAAUUGUAGGUAUGCUUGCAAUGUGUGGAGGAUUGGGAUGGAGAUUGAGAAUAAUGCCACGGGAAAGGAGGUGGAGAAGAUUGUUAGAGAGUUGAUGGAGGGAGAGAAUGGUAAGAAAAUCAAGCAGAAUGUGUUGGAGUGGAAGAAAUUAGCAGAGGAGGCCACGGAUCUGCAUGGUUCAUCAUUCAGAAAUUUGGAAGAUUUAGUCAACUUGCUUUUAUCAAAAGGUUAAUUAAUUAGAAGAUUAACAUGACACUUGCAGGGCUAAUUAAUGAUGUAAACUGUAGCUUAUUUUAGUGCAGCAGAAGUUUAAUUAAUUAAAUAAGGAGUUUUAUCUCCAUUUGUUUAUA
Messenger RNA from Corylus avellana, 1284 nucleotides. The record is from RefSeq and is a predicted model, not a curated record. Lineage: Eukaryota; Viridiplantae; Streptophyta; Magnoliopsida; Fagales; Betulaceae.